This is a messenger RNA of Onychomys torridus (southern grasshopper mouse), 2398 nucleotides long. It is a transcript of the gene Mapk1ip1l, whose product is annotated as mitogen-activated protein kinase 1 interacting protein 1 like. NCBI's taxonomy places the organism in Eukaryota, Metazoa, Chordata, Mammalia, Rodentia, Cricetidae. The record is from RefSeq and is a predicted model, not a curated record. The transcript is spliced from 4 exons. Bases 138 to 857 code for a protein of 239 amino acids.
UUCCCUUUCCGGUGCCAGGAGGAGCCGUGUCGCUGCCGCCUUGGUCCGUCAGGCCUCCGGCCGGUUCUCCAUUGCUCGUCUCUCCGGACUCCUCGCCGCCGCUGUGCCGCGCCUAGGGCUCGGAUCCUGCCGGGAAAAUGUCAGAUGAAUUUUCGUUGGCAGAUGCACUGCCUGAACCAUCCUCUGCCAAAACGUCUGCUGUGAGCAAUACAAAAGCUGGCCAGUCUCCUCAAGGCUGGCCAGGCUCCAACCCUUGGAGUAACCCAAGUGCUCCACCUGCUAUGCCAUCUGGACUCCCACCAAGUGCUGCAGCACCCUCCACUGUGCCUUUCGGACCAACACCAACAGGAAUGUAUCCCUCUAUGCCUCCAACUGGACUACCACCAGGACCCCCAGCACCCUUUCCUCCUUCUGGACCAUCAUGUCCCCCACCUAGUGGUCCUUAUCCAGCCCCUACUGUGCCAGGCCCUGGCCCCACAGGGCCAUAUGCUACGCCAAAUAUGCCCCUUCCAGAGCUACCUAGGCCAUAUGGUGCACCCACAGAUCCAGCUGGUACUUUAGGUCCAUGGGGAUCCAUGUCUUCUGGACCUUGGGCACCAGGAAUUGGGGGGCAGCAUCCUAAUAUGCCAUAUCGAUCUCCAGGGCCAUAUCCCACUCCUCCUCCUCCAGUGUCAGGAGCACCGCCUGUUCCAUGGGGCACUGUGCCACCGGGAGCCUGGGGACCACCAGCACCAUAUCAUGGCCCUGCAGGAUCAUAUCCCACACCAGGACCCCAUCCUGUUCCGAAUAAUCCUUACCAAGUGCCUUCAGGACCUUCUGGUGCUCCACCAAUGCCUGGUGGCCCUCAUUACCAUUAAGUUGACAGUGGAUGAAGAGAUGGCGCAUUGCUUUUUGAAGUACAUGUACAUGCACAUGAAGGCUUAUAUACAAAUGGCUGGUUUCGCUAUUGGUGAAGGACAUUCAUGAAAGAACAACUUUUGUACCUCAGAGAGUUCCUGCUUCAUGUGUUUGGAUAUGUAGAGCAUCACAUGGGUACAAUCAGAUAAAAAUGUAAAAGCAAACCAAGUGUGGUUAAUGUGGUUAUGUAUAUCAAAUUGCUUUUGAUAAUACUUGUUUAAAAUAUAGCUAUACCCUCAAUCUAAAAUGACAUGGAUUAUUGUUAGAAUUGUAACUUAAUUGGCAAAGUAAUUCAAGUAUUUUUUAUAAUCAUCCCUCACUCCCAUAUAACUGAAAACAAUCACUUAAUUGAAACAUGACUCCUCAACAUUUUGAGGUCCUCUAGCUACACAAACCAGGACUUCUUGUUAUAUUUUAGCUACAAAAAUGUAUUGUGUAUGUGUUUACUGAGUUUAAUUCGACAUUAUUCCCAGUUCUGCCAAAAUAAGAUAAUAUUCCUGUCAAAAUUGCAUUAUGAUCUAAGGACAGGUUUCUUGCUCUGACAGAGUUCUAGAAAUAUGCUGGUGCCAAAUGCACUUAAACAAGUUUUACAGUUUAAUGCAGGAGUCAGACUGUCUAGCCUCAGGAAGGUAGGAAGAGGAGAGGAGUGAGGCAGCUGGAGCUGGGCAGUCAGUGUUGCAGGGCCUCCUCUCCCCCAGCUGUGUAAGCCAGCAGCUGGAGCUGGGCAGUCAGUGUUGCAGGGCCUCCUCUCCCCCAGCUGUGUAAGCCAGCAGCUGGAGCUGGGCAGUCAGUGUUGCAGGGCCUCCUCUCCCCCAGCUGUGUAAGCCAGCAGCUGGAGCUGGGCAGUCAGUGUUGAGGGCCUCCUCUCCCCCAGCUGUGUAAGCCAGCAGCUGGAGCUGGGAGCUUUCCUCUCACUAGUGGACAGCGGGGACAACAUAAGGAUGUCCUUCUUGACAGUCUGCUUGGGAAUUUGCAAAUCAUUGUUUUCUUAAAGCAUUUACAAAAGGUGGUCCAUUUCCUUAUAAGUUAAGUUACUGGCUGGACUAAAUAAACACCAUAUAUGACAUUUUUUUAAUGGGGGAGAAAUGAAUUCCAAAUGAAAUCUCUCUUAAUGACUGAACCACAACCCAUUUGGGUUGUUCUAGAAUUAUGCAUGUAAUACAUGUUGCUUGGCAGUAGUAUACAGGACAGCUGGAGGUGAAACUCUAGUUGACAAAGCCACGGUCAGACCUCUCAGUAGACCAGUAGGAAGCCAAGGCUGGCAAGUGGCUCCUGCAGACACUUCACCAUCUAGAUCGGAGUGCAUGACUGCACAACUUGAUUUACCAAAGGACAUUUCUGGAACUGCUAUGAGUCUGGAAGGUAGUCUGCUGUGCUCUCCCAGUAGCAACAAGGCCUGUAUGACAGACCCUUUCCCACUCCAACUUAAGGGGUUAAAGGAGAUCUGGAGUACUCAGGAGCCAGAGGCAGGUGGGUCUUUGAGUUUGAAACCAGCCUGAUC